Messenger RNA from Mesitornis unicolor (brown roatelo), 1740 nucleotides. It is a transcript of the gene ST7, whose product is annotated as suppression of tumorigenicity 7. The transcript is spliced from 14 exons. Lineage: Eukaryota; Metazoa; Chordata; Aves; Mesitornithiformes; Mesitornithidae. The coding region runs from base 7 to 1515 and encodes 502 amino acids. The record is from RefSeq and is a predicted model, not a curated record.
GUGAGUAUGUUUUUGAACACAUUAACCCCCAAGUUCUACGUUGCCCUGACAGGCACUUCCUCAUUAAUCUCGGGACUUAUUUUGAUCUUCGAGUGGUGGUACUUCCGCAAGUACGGGACCUCCUUCAUCGAGCAGGUCUCGGUGAGCCACUUGCGCCCUCUGCUGGGCGGGGUGGACAACAGCGCGCCCAGCACCGCCAGUGCCGCCAACGGGGACGCGGACUCCAGCCGCCAGAGCGUCUCAGAAUGCAAAGUGUGGCGAAAUCCUUUAAAUCUGUUCAGAGGAGCUGAAUAUAAUCGGUAUACGUGGGUAACAGGGAGAGAACCUUUGACUUACUACGACAUGAAUCUUUCAGCGCAGGACCAUCAGACAUUCUUUACGUGUGACACAGAUCAUUUACGGCCUGCAGAUGCUAUAAUGCAAAAAGCCUGGAGAGAGAGAAACCCUCAAGCCCGAAUUUCUGCAGCGCAUGAAGCUUUGGAAUUGAAUGAGUGUGCUACUGCCUAUAUUCUGUUGGCUGAAGAGGAAGCAACAACAAUUGUAGAAGCAGAGAAGCUGUUCAAGCAAGCCCUGAAAGCUGGAGAGGGCUGUUACAGGCGCAGUCAGCAAUUACAGCACCAUGGUGCCCAGUAUGAAGCUCAACACAGAAGGGACACCAAUGUGUUAGUUUAUAUUAAGAGAAGGCUCGCAAUGUGUGCCAGAAAGCUGGGAAGGACCAGGGAAGCAGUGAAAAUGAUGAGAGACUUGAUGAAGGAGUUUCCUCUGCUCAGCAUGUUCAACAUCCAUGAAAACCUGCUAGAGGCUUUGUUGGAACUGCAAGCUUAUGCAGAUGUCCAGGCAGUCUUAGCAAAGUAUGAUGAUAUAAGCUUACCAAAAUCAGCAACAAUAUGUUACACAGCUGCAUUGCUCAAAGCCAGAGCUGUCUCUGACAAAUUUUCUCCAGAGGCUGCCUCAAGGCGAGGGUUGAGUACUGCAGAGAUGAAUGCAGUAGAAGCUAUUCACAGAGCAGUAGAAUUUAAUCCACAUGUGCCAAAAUAUCUACUAGAAAUGAAAAGCUUAAUUCUGCCCCCUGAACAUAUUCUGAAGAGAGGGGACAGUGAAGCAAUAGCAUAUGCUUUCUUUCAUCUUCAACACUGGAAAAGAGUAGAGGGGGCAUUGAAUCUCUUACACUGUACAUGGGAAGGCACUUUCAGAAUGAUCCCCUAUCCACUGGAAAAAGGACAUCUUUUCUACCCUUACCCUAUUUGUACAGAAACUGCAGAUAGAGAACUACUACCAUCAUUUCAUGAAGUUUCAGUUUACCCCAAGAAAGAGCUCCCCUUCUUCAUCCUCUUCACUGCUGGCCUAUGUUCGUUCACAGCCAUGCUGGCCCUCCUGACACACCAGUUCCCAGAGCUUAUGGGAGUCUUCGCAAAAGCUUUUCUCAGCACCCUCUUUGCCCCUUUAAACUUUGUGAUGGAAAAAGUGGAAAGUAUCCUGCCCUCCAGCCUGUGGCACCAGCUGACAAGGAUCUGAGGAGCACGCCUGCUGACUGACUGCCGUGACAUCUUCUGUGCCAACGUUUUGUUGACCACAAGAAAGCAUGAUAAAAAAGGGAAGCAGUUCUAAGACUUAAAAACUCUUCAUGGAUUGUCUGUUCUCAUAUGAAAACUGUUUUGUUGUACAUACUACAUUGAUGUUAGGUUCUAUUAUAUUUUGCCUUCAGAAAAGAAAAACUUAAAAAUAAACUUUUGUGUAUUG